Effrenium voratum is the source of this 4905-nucleotide messenger RNA. NCBI's taxonomy places the organism in Eukaryota, Dinophyceae, Suessiales, Symbiodiniaceae. The record is from the annotation of a GenBank genome assembly.
AUGGCAGCGGCCAUUCCGGCGUCAUCCACAAGAUGGCGCUUAGAGUUGGGCGACCUGGGCGAGCUCCCAAGCCUACCAGGCGACCACGAAGGGGUGCUCAGAAUUGCGUGUGGCGACACAGUGAUGAUUGUCCUCCCGUGCGGCUCAACUCCAAUGCUUUGCAGCCCGCCAAGCCUGACUGUCCAUGAUGAGUUGGGCAAAGAAUCGGUGCUACAAGGUGACGCGGGAGGAGCGGCAAUUGCAGACUGGAUCGCUGAGUGGUGUCCAGAGAGGCCUGGCCCCUAUGAGUUGCAGCUGAAGUACCAGACCAGAGAUGGUGAUGCGCCGACAGAGGUAGUCGGACCAGCGUGGCAAAUGGUGGUUGAGCCUGUAUUACGAGUUCAAGGUCAUCACCUCCCUGCUCGCUCAGUUAAUCAGCUUACUGUUCUGUCACGUCUCGCGGGACCCAUCGAGCACUGGCCUGAAUCACUAGCUUCACAGGCCAUCUUGGGCUACAACAUGAUCCACUUCACGCCCAUUCAGCCACCAGGAGAAAGUGGCAGUUGCUAUGCGUUGGACGACCAGGCAGAUGUUGACGCAACCCUUAUGGAAUCACCACCGCCAAGCAAAGAAGGAAGGCUGGCAGUGGUGAAGAAGUCGGUAGAACAGUUGAACGAUCUUGGAUUGCUCUCGGCAAUGGACAUUGUGUUGAAUCACUGCGCAGGGAGUGCACCAUGGCUCCGGGAGCAACCCGAAUCUGCCUACAAUGUUCAUAAUUGCCCGUACCUCACAGCUGCAGCUGAACUUGAUCGGAGGCUCGCAUGGUUCUCUGAUGAGCUGAAGGAUGGGCAUUUUGGUGGCCCUCACAUCCAGAACCACGGCGACGUCGCGCGUGUUAUCGACGGUGUUCGCCAGCACGUUGUAAGCGCACUGCGACUAAGCGAAUAUUUCCGAGUUGAUGAGAUAUCUUCCGUGGAGGAGUGGGACAAGUGCGGUCCGACAGAUGUAAGGAUGCCAGGAGAAGAUCCCUAUGAAAUGCUGAGAACAAGCUUGCUUCCAACACUUGGCCACAAACGUUCUGGUGCCAUCAUUCCUGGUCAAGUUUCGAGAAGAUGCUGCGCUAAUAUCGAUGUGCUUAAAGGGCAUAUCUCAAAACUUCAGGCGGACUUGUUGGCGCACUACAGCUCCAUUGAGAACGACAUGCUGCAAUCCCUGCGUGGAAGCAUUGAAUACGAAAGGCUUGUGCAGCGAAAGGGGCCAGUUGGCGAUGGAGAUCUUGCUUUGGUUGCACCCUUUUUUCGCAGUGUGAAACUGGAGCCAAGUGCAGCCAAGCGCUUGGGCUAUGACUGCGAAACUGUCGCGCAUAACGGCUGGGUAAUGGACUGGCCUGCCACAGAGGAUUUUGCCGCCCCUUCAUGGCGAAUGGUUUACUUGCGGCGACACCUCUGCGUGUGGAGCGACACAGUCAAACUGCGCUAUGGUCAAUGUCCAGCUGAUGCUCCCUUCCUUUGGAAGCACAUGACUGACUAUGCAGUCAACAUGGCCAACAUUUUCCAUGCCAUUCGCUUGGACAAUGCGCAUUCUACCCCGCUGCAUGUGAGCCAGCAUGUUCUCUCUCGAUGUCGCGAGGCCAAUCCGCACUGCUGGAUCUUUGCUGAGCUGUUCACGGGGAAUUUCAGCACGGACUUGCUGUACCAGAGAACGCUGGGCAUCAACGCACUCAUUCGCGAGGCGAUGCAGUGUGACAGCCCGGCUGACUUGGGAAACAAGCUGCAGAGCCCCCUGUGGAAUGCUCACCCAGUGGGGGCGCUGUCUGUGGUGCCAACUCUGGACAGAGUGCCUCCAGCGUGCCAAUCACAGAAACAUCUCAGCAAGUGCCCAUCCAGGUCCUUGCUCGCUGCCCCGGCUCGGGAAGCCUUGCCGCUGCUGCCACGUCACUGUCCUGCCCUACUUUUUGACUGCACCCACGACAACCAAACCCCCGCGGAGAAGCGGCAUCCCCGAGAUGCGCUUCCAAAUGCGGCUGUUGUGGCCGCAAGCUGUGCAAGUGUCGGCAGCGUGCGUGGCUAUGAUGAGCUUUUCCCAAGAAACCCGUCCGUGGUUUCGGAGCGAAGGCCAUACGGCAAGUCGCCCCAGAUUGAGCCACUAAAGCUGGGCGGGCUGGAGCCAAAUGCGCUCCCCCAACCUGAGGAGAUGGAGAAGGAGUUUGAGAUCAUUUGGCAUCACAGGGCCUCCAAGGUCGUUGCACGAGGCGCCUGGGACGGUUGGAGCACAGACCUGAUCUUCAGUGAGAGAGAGGAUGGCUCCUGGCUGGCAAAGCUGAAGGUUGAGCUGAGCCAACUGCCGCUUCAGUAUAAGUUCAUUGUGGAUGAUCAGUGGCUCACAAGUGACAAGCUGCCCACUUCUCAGGAUGAGCACGGCAACCGCAACAAUGUGAUCGACUUGCCCGGCCGGAGUGGCUCAGCUGCCCUGUCCGGACCUGAUGUGGGCGUGAACACGUUGCCAGGAAUUUUCACGGUCAAGCAGGUGCUGAACAAGCUGCACGCUCAACUGGGCAAGGAUGGCUACAAUGAAAUUCACGUGCGCCCUCUGUCAGACGAGAUUUUGGCAGUGGAAAGGCGGUCGCCGAACAAUUCACACUCCGUCUGGUUUGUGAUCCGCUCGGCCUUUUGGCGAAAUCGAAUGGGAGAUGGACUGAAUGGUGCCGCUGAGCUAGAGCUCGAUGGGUUUAUUUCACACCUCCACGUUGCUGCGACAUUGUUCGUGAGCGAUGAGCACGAGCACAGCUUUCGCUCCAACAGCGACUUCGUCACGGGCUUGGAGUGCUAUUUGCACAUGUACGGCUCCAUGGAGGAAGUGGCAGAGCUACGGACCGAAGGGGGCAACUCCAAGGUCCGUCUCACACGUUUCCCACCUGGCAGCGUCCUGGUCUUCAGCACGGAUGCUUCCAAGGCGCAGCAGAGGCAUUCAGCCGUGAUGAAGCUGCUUUCGGCGGAUGAGAUCUUCAAGCCUCUGCACAGCCUGUCCCUUCAUCAGAUGAACUACCUACUCUACUCCUGUGAGUCAGAGGAGCGGGACCGUUCGGACGGCAAACGCGGUGCUUACGAUGUGCCUGGGGUGGGGCCCUUGGCCUACUGCGGGUUGAUGGGGGUUUGUGCCGCACUGGAUGAGGCCCGUGCCGGGUUUACAGAGGACCAGUUGCUGUAUGCCCCUGUGGCUGAGAACAUUCGCAACGGUGAUUGGAUGAUGGCCUGCUUGUUUGAUCGCUUAGAUGACAUGCCCGGGCUCGAGGAUGUGAAGGACUGGCUGCAGAGGGCUGCUCGGAUCCUUGCCAGUUGCCCACGAAAGCUUGCCCCCUUCUAUUUUGAUUUGCUGGUGCCCGGUCUUUGCGCCGCAGCCUGUACUUGCCUGAUAAACAAUUCCUCUGACUUUGUUGCCACAGCUUCUGACGCCUCAGACUUGAUACGUCACCUGGCGUUGGCAACUGUGCAAUUCUGGGGCGCCACCAAAUCCGCGCCUCUACAUUGGGACCGUGCACAGCAAGAAGGCUGGCAGAAGCAUCCCUCUUUGUGUGCUGGCUUGCCUCACUUUGCUGCUGGAUUUAUGCGGAAUUGGGGGCGGGACACUUUCAUCUCCCUGCGUGGCUGUCUUCUGGCCACGGGACGGCAUGCAGAGGCCCGGGAGACGCUUUUGGUGUAUGCCAGCGUCAUCAGGCAUGGGCUGUGCCCGAAUCUACUGGAUGCAGCGAACCGACCUCGCUACAACGCACGGGAUGCCACCUGGUUCUUCCUGCAGGCGAUUCAGGACUAUGUGGCGGAGUCUGAUGAAGGCGAGGAGUUCUUGGCUGCACCAGUCAGGCUGAAAUGGCCAGUGAAAGACUGGGACGCAGAUCUUGCAAAUUUGGAGCCGCACACCGUGGCUGACCUUGUGCACCUCAUUUUUGCAGCUCAUGCCAAAGGGAUUGCUUUCCGUGAAUGGGGUGCUGGUCGUGGCCCCGAUGCGGGGAAAGGCAUCGAUGACGACAUGAGCGAGUGGGGCUUUGAUGUGCAGGUUUCUCUGGACGAGGACACGGGUCUUAUCUCUGGGGGUUGUGAGCACAAUUGUGGCACUUGGAUGGACAAGAUGGGCUCUUCUUCCAAGGCUGGCAACAAGGGGAAGCCUGCCACACCCAGAGAUGGCGCGGAUGUUGAAAUCAUUGGCUUACUCAAAUCAUCCCUGCGAUGGGUUUGCUCGCUAAAAAGGGACGUGUUCAAACAUGAAGAUGUGCGCACGGCUUCCCAGCAAACCCUCACUUACAGUCAGUGGAACCAAAAGAUUCAGAACAACUUUGAGCGCUUGUUCUGGAUAGAUCCUGAUGAGAAAGGUGGAGCGCAGGUGGCUGGCAUCUACAGAGACACGCUCGGAGCAAGCCGGAAAUGGCAAGACACGCAGCUUCGACCAAACUUUUGCAUUGCCAUGGCAGUUGCUCCUGAGCUGUUUCUGCCAGAGCACGCCAAGAUGGCUUUGCGCACAGCAGCCAGUAGACUGAUUGGGCCCAUGGCCUUGGGCAUGUGCACCCUGGAUCCAGCAGACAAGGAAUACCGGGGAGACUAUCACAACGACAACGACUCAGCUGAUAUCGCAAUUGCUCACGGCUGGAACUACCACCAAGGGCCGGAGUGGGUUUGGCCCUUGGGGUUCUUUCUGGAGGCAUGGCAUCGCUUUGGCUCGGAUCACGGCACUUCCGCACCAAGGCAUGCCAUGCGCUGGUUGCUUUCGCACCGGUCCAUGUUGCGCAAAGCGCCAUGGAGGUCCUUGCCAGAGCUGACCAACAGCAAAGGCCAGCACUGUGGACACUCAUGCCCUGCACAGGCAUGGAGUCUUGGAACCCUUUUGGCCGCGGUUCGUACCAUGAGCCAAGAUGAUGCUUCCAGGAGUGAAGCUUGA